Rangifer tarandus platyrhynchus (Svalbard reindeer) is the source of this 558-nucleotide messenger RNA. The record is from the annotation of a GenBank genome assembly. NCBI's taxonomy places the organism in Eukaryota, Metazoa, Chordata, Mammalia, Artiodactyla, Cervidae.
AUGCGCGUGCGUGAGGCCGGGUCAGCGGAGAAGUACGCGCACGCGCAGACGAAGACCGCUCGCCGUCCGCCGCCCCUCCCCCACCUACUGAAGGGGUCCGCGAGCGCCCCAAACAGCAGCCUGCCUCCUCGCCGCGCCACCCACGCGGCCAAAGGGCUCCCUCCACGGGAAUGCGCUCACGCCACCAACGUUGUCGCCACGCUGCGUCACAACAUCGUCCGAACGCCCAAAAUCGCCUCAGCCCACAGCGCGCAAUCACCGGGGAACCGCCACAAGCAAGGCUCCCCGGGCACCGCCCCUUUGGCGCUUCCGAUUCUGUCAUUGGGCCACCUGCCACGGGCCGGGCGGGACCAGACGCCAGCUUCCGGAAGCCGGUUGGCGCGCGUGCCUGUCCAUCCGACGGUCGCCUUGGCUACUGCGUCCGUCCCCCUAAUUCGCCGCGGGCGGGAUGUAAGGACCCCUAAAAGGAUGACCGGGUGGCUAAACGAGUGCCUGAGUGGAGAAGCGACCGAAGUGAAGCCCUUUGCGCGCAAGGGAACACUCAGAUUCCUGGGUUGA